Molecule: messenger RNA, 765 nt
Organism: Aspergillus pseudotamarii
Lineage: Eukaryota; Fungi; Ascomycota; Eurotiomycetes; Eurotiales; Aspergillaceae
Exons: 5
Coding region: 134-652 (172 amino acids)
Source: RefSeq, a predicted model, not a curated record
UUCCUCUUCCCCGCCCUGUGCUUUCGCUCUUUCCGACCGAGCAUCACUUCCGUAAUAGCCUCUGCUAAAUUAGCCGCGACCCACCGCUCUUCUCUUUUAGUUAUCCCACUCUCUCUGCGGCUGGCCCGCUGAAAUGCCAUCUCUUUCUUUCUGCCUUCCUAUUCAUCCAACGGAGGUGCUUAGUUUGGAUGAGGACACUUGCUCUGAUUUGGUCAACCGGUUUGGUAGGAAUUUGAGACAGUUACUAUCGCUUUACGUGGUACAGAGUUCGAGCGUGUUAGAAGGAGCGAGAAAAGGGGGCCAUAUUCGAUGGCACAUCUUAACAACCCAGGCUGGGCAAUCAUCGAAUGCUCGGGAUGGAUGUCUGAAGACAUAUGAUGUGUCGGUUGCAAUAGACCAAUCAGUGCUAGGGGUAGUUCCCCAUGUUCUAGACGACUCGGAGCUUAGCAAGCUUGGCCGGGCCCUCGGGGAUGAUUUUGACGAUAUCCGGAAACUGAGCUGGGUCCAGUUAGUCGGGGUUCUUCAGUGGCUUCAGGAGGCCAAGAUGAUCGAAGGCUUUAGGGUGCAGGAGAACCAAACAAAGGCUGAAGUGAACACUCUAGGAUUAUUAGGCUUGUGCCCAUCUCUAACUUUCCGCUCUUAUUCAGUCUAACCAUGUGUUGAUCCCAUAGGAAGCUAUAACACAGACCUUUCGCUCUGCACACCACCUACUUCCAUUGACCCUUCCUUGCUGACCAGCGAUCACGCAUUGUCGAGCCCUGAGAA